AUGGGCCAUCUCUAUGCAUUGGAUUUUGAUGGAGUUCUCUGUGAUACCUGUGAAGAGACAGCAAUCUCUGCUCUCAAGGCUGCCAAGUUGAGAUGGCCUGCCCUGUUUGAAAGUGUGGAUUCUGCCACAGAAGAUUGGAUUGUUAAACAGAUGAUUAGAGUGAGACCAGUGGUGGAAACUGGAUACGAAACUCUUUUACUUGUGAGGUUGUUGCUCGAGACAAGAGUUCCUUCCAUCAGAAAAUCUUCAGUGGCAGAGGGCCUCACAGUUGAGGGCAUAUUAGAGAGCUGGUUCGAAUUGAAGCCUAUUGUCAUGGAAGAGUGGAACGAGAAUAAGGAUGAUCUGAUAGAUUUAUUCGGAAAGGUUAGAGAUGAUUGGUUGGAGAAGGAUUUCACUGGUUGGAUUCAAGCCAACAGAUUCUAUCCUGGUGUUACUGAUGCAUUAAGAUUUGCAAGCUCAAGAGUCUACAUUGUCACCACAAAACAGAGCCGCUUCGCCGACGCUUUACUUAGAGAACUUGCUGGAAUAACUAUACCACCAGAAAGAAUAUAUGGUCUUGGAACUGGUCCUAAGGUAGAAGUGCUGAAGAAGCUUCAAAAACUGCCAGAACACCAAGGACUGACACUACACUUUGUGGAAGAUAGGCUUGCAACACUUAAAAAUGUUAUCAAAGAGCCAGAGUUGGAUAACUGGAAUUUGUAUCUAGUGGAUUGGGGGUUUAACACUCAGAAAGAGAGGGAUGAAGCAGCAGCCAACCCAAGGGUUCAGCUUCUUGAGCUCGCUGAUUUCAGCAGCAAGCUAAAAUAA
Lathyrus sativus (Indian pea) is the source of this 807-nucleotide messenger RNA. Lineage: Eukaryota; Viridiplantae; Streptophyta; Magnoliopsida; Fabales; Fabaceae. The record is from the annotation of a GenBank genome assembly.